Molecule: messenger RNA, 3325 nt
Organism: Scomber japonicus (chub mackerel)
Lineage: Eukaryota; Metazoa; Chordata; Actinopteri; Scombriformes; Scombridae
Gene: erp44
Product: endoplasmic reticulum protein 44
Exons: 11
Coding region: 80-1312 (410 amino acids)
Source: RefSeq, a predicted model, not a curated record
CGUUGGUUUCCUGCAGCAGUGAGGAGAAGACAGACAGGGAAGACUCAACACCACCACCUCCACAAAACUACACUGUACAAUGAAAGUGUUAGCAAUACCUCCCUCUCUGGAUAUCCGCUCCGUCACGGUUUUACUGCUGGUGAUGGGCCUCUCAACUCCCGGACAAGCAGAAAUCACCAGUCUGGACUCUGGCAACAUUGACGAUGUCCUAAAUAAUGCCGGGGUGGCAUUAGUGAAUUUUUAUGCAGACUGGUGUAGGUUCAGUCAGAUGCUCCAUCCAGUUUUCGAGGAGGCAUCUAACUUAGUGAGAGAGGAGUUCCCUGAUACCAAGCAGGUGGUGUUUGCGCGCGUUGAUUGUGACCAACAUUCGGACAUCGCCCAGCGGUAUCGCAUCACUAAGUACCCAACGCUGAAGUUGUUCCGCAACGGGAUGAUGAUGAAGAGAGAAUACAGGGGUCAGAGGUCCGUGGCGGCCAUCGCUGACUUUAUCCGCCAGCAGCAGGUUGACCCCGUGAAAGAGAUCCAGUCACUGGAGGAAGUUAAAACUGUAGAUAGGAGCAAGAGGAACAUCAUUGGUUACUUUGAUAAAAAGGACUCAGACAGCUACCACACAUAUGAAAAAGUUGCCAACAUCCUUCGGGACGACUGCAUGUUCCUGGCUGCUUUCGGUACUGUGUCUGAGUCUGAACGCUUCAGCGGAGAAAACGUGAUCUACAAACCUGUGGGGGAGAGUGUCCCUGACAUGGUCUACCUCGGUUCACUCAGCAACUUCGACCUGACCUACGCUUGGGCCCAGGACAAGUGCGUACCUCUGGUCAGGGAGAUCACCUUUGAAAAUGGAGAGGAGCUGACUGAAGAAGGGAUCCCAUUCCUCAUCUUGUUCCAUAUUAAAGAGGACACAGAGAGCUUAGAGAAGUUCCAACACGAAGUAGCUCGCCAGCUCAUCAGUGAGAAAGGGUCCAUAAACUUCCUGCACGCAGACUGCGAUAAGUUCCGCCAUCCUCUGCUCCACAUCCAGAAAACUCCAGCUGACUGUCCUGUUAUCGCUAUAGAUUCAUUCAGGCACAUGUAUGUGUUUCCUGACUUUAAAGACCUUAACAUCCCCGGCAAGUUGAAACAGUUUGUGUUGGACCUUCACUCUGGAAAGCUACACCGAGAAUUUCACCAUGGUCCCGACCCCACAGAGAGCACGCCUGGACAGGAGGAGACGGAAGGAGAAGUGGCCAGCAACCCUCCAGAGAGCUCGUUCCAGAAGCUGGCGCCCAGCGAGACCCGCUACACCAUCCUCAGCCGGGGACGUGACGAGCUGUGACCUCAACGGCCUUCCAGUGAUCCUGUGACUCAAUGCCACGCCCCGGAGUCAGGGAGGGGGUUAGGGUUGGGACAGGCCAGCGGGACAGAACAGCAACACCCAACACCCUUACUGAAGAGAGAAAGAGAGAUGAGGAGGAGGAGGAGAAAGAAGAGAAUGAAGACAAAGGAGGAGAAAAAGAAGAACGGGAGGAGGAGAGCAGAUGAGCGCAGUCCAUGACACAACCAUGUUGGAAUAACCUAUAUUUUCAUAACUCUUUCACGUACAAUUUUUAUUUUGGAUUAAAAGGAAGAGGGUUAAAGAAGGAGGUGUGUGUGGGUAGGGGUUAGGGGCAUUAGGACAUCAAGAGAAGUGUUUUUACGUUUAUUUUUUGGAGCUUGUAUAUAUGUUUGUGCUACAUGGGAGUCUCAUUGUUGGUCUAAAUUAAAUGCAGAGUUUUCUUUAUUUUAUUCCUUUCUUUUUCAUCACCCUGAUUUUUGUAGACAAAACAAACCAGAACAGUUCCUUCACUCCAGUUGUAUGGUUCUUAUCUGUGGGUAGUGCAGUUCAGCCUGUCUGCUAGGAGACGCUUUAGUCUCACUGACCUCAUGGCUGCAUCUCAAUAUGACCAACUCUAAUCUAACUCAUUUGUAUAGCACAAGUUGUAACAACAUGCCUGUUUGAAGUAGCUUUAUCUCCACAUCUUCUCCACACAUACACACAGAUCUGAAGGAAUAGAAAAAUAUUUUGACAUACUCGGUAAGGGCAAAAUAAUUUUAAAUCAUGACUUGAAAAAGAAGAUAAAGAGACAGAGCUACUCCAGCCUAUUGAGAUGCACCCCCUUCUCUCCCUGGUACUAAAUGGUUAUUAGGUUAUGAUGUCACAGUGUCUAUAAAAAGAAAUCGAACGUUUUGGACCUUUUUAAUGUUUUACAAUAUUGAAUCACAGUGGAUGUAGUUAGUUGUUUUUUUUGUCACAACUCAACAGAAAAUAGAGUAAUGUCACAGCGUACAUCACCAAAAACACACUACCCCCACUGUGAAGCCUGGUGGUGGCAGCAUCAUGCUGUGUGGAGGCUUCUCUGUUGUAGUUAGCCCUGGACGGCUUAUGAUGGUACAAGGUCAAGUGAAAGAUUGUGUAUUUUAAAGCAAGACAAACAUAAAGUCAAAUGUGCAAAGACCUAAAAAAUAACAAUAAUAAUAAUAAUAAAUGUUCUCUGAGACUUUUAGUGACUAAAAAAUGAGAAAGCAUCGGUAUCCAAAAGUGUGAAGCUCUUACCGACAUGUUGCCUCCAGGCUGCAAGUGUUGCCAAAGGUGCCUCCAUUGAGUAUUUAGUUAAUUUUGGGCCCAAGAACAAUCAGUAGGAAGUAGUUUUCUGUUCAGUGUCUAAAAGGCUGAUCACCUCCACUGUUGUAAAACAUGAAAAGUCUGAGGGGUGGAUACUCUUUAUAUAGACACAAUAUUUGCCGUAACACUUUUGAGUUGUGUCCCUGGGAUUCAAAUCGAGGGGGUAAAAAAAAAUUGUUUUAGAAAUGGUGUACUUUAACAUGAAUUAAUGAAAUGGCUGUUGUUUUUAUGCUGUUGCCUGUUGUCAAAUGUGUCACAAAUGCUGGGGGAGAAAGACUGCGUCCUUCCCAGUGUUGUUAAAAGCCGAGAGACAAGAGGGGAACCCCCAAUGUGAUAAAUGGUGGAAAUUUACAGUCUGCCACUUUCUACGAGUUCUCUUAAAAAAUGGUUUUGUCUCUUUAUAUGUCUUUGAGGUUUUGGUACAAGUCUAGAUUCCUGAGAUCCACUGAGUUUGAAUGAAUCCAAAAAUGGGAUUUAGAUCAGGGUUUGGGGACAUAUUGCUAAGUUUGUACUGUCCCGCCCUUCCAUAGAGGCUAACAGAUGCCUGCAGAGUGACAUAUCAGCUACACAUACAGGAGAGCAGCAGGAGGGAGGGGGGGGUGUGUGAUGCCAUUUAUAAACCAGUCAUCUCAGAGGGGAAGAAGAGUAAAAAAAUGAAAAAAGUAAAUUAAAAACCAUUUUACAGGA